Molecule: messenger RNA, 10943 nt
Organism: Phyllopteryx taeniolatus (common seadragon)
Lineage: Eukaryota; Metazoa; Chordata; Actinopteri; Syngnathiformes; Syngnathidae
Gene: sik2b
Product: salt-inducible kinase 2b
Exons: 13
Coding region: 2590-5433 (947 amino acids)
Biological process (GO): intracellular signal transduction; protein phosphorylation; microtubule cytoskeleton organization
Cellular component (GO): cytoplasm
Molecular function (GO): ATP binding; protein serine/threonine kinase activity; tau-protein kinase activity
Source: RefSeq, a predicted model, not a curated record
AAAGCCCCGACUGGUGGAGGGCUGCAGUGAUGGUUGACUUUCGAGAACUUUCUCCCAUCUCCCGACUGCAUCUCUGGAGCUCAGCCACAGUGAUCUUGGGGUUCUUCUUUACCUCUCUCACCAAGGCUCUUCUCCCCCGAUUGCUUAGUUUGGCCGGACGGCCAGCUCUAGGAAGGGUUCUGGUCUUCCUAAACGUCUUCCAUUUAAGGAUUAUGGAGGCCACUGUGCUCUUAGGAACCUUAAGUGCAGCAGAAUUUAUUUUUAUUUUUUUAACCUUGGCCAGAUCUGUGCAUUUCCACAAUUCUGUCUCCGAGCUCUUCAAGCAGUUCCUUUAACCUCGUGAUUCUCAUUUGCUCUGACAUGCACUGUGAGCUGUAAGGUCUUAUAUAGGCAGGUGUGUGGGUUUCCUAAUAAAGUCCAAUCAGUAUAAUCAAACACAGCUGGACUCCAACGACUGUGUAGAACUAUCCAAGGAUGAUCAGAAGAAAUGAACAACACCCGAUUUAAAUAUGACUGUCACAGCAAAGGGUUUGAAUACUUAUGGCUGUGUGAUAUUUCAGUUUUUAUUUUUUAAUAAAUGUGCAAAAAUUUCAACAAUUCAGUUUUUUUCUGUCACUAUGGGGUGCUGUGUAUACAUUAAUGUGGAAAAAAUAAACUUAAAUUAUUUUAGCAAAUGGCUGCAAUAUAACAGAGUGAUACAUUUAAGGGGGUCUGAAUACUUUCCGUACCCACUGCAUGUACAGUACAUUUCUUAAUUGCCGCAAUUUCUCAUGUAUAAUGCACAGUUUUUUUCCCAAAUAUUUGUCAAAAGUCCAGAGAGUACAUUACACAUAGCUGUAAGAAAAUUUGAGAAAAAAAAUCACGUUGUAUAAAUGUAUACCAAGGGCUGUCACGAUAAUUUCAUAUUGACUUAUCGAUAAUGGACACGAUAGUUUUUCCGGACUUUAUAAAUUAUCAUUGUUAUGGUAAACUGGCGCGCAGAUUACACAGUGAGCUGACAAGGUUUAAGUCGCAUAACAUUACUCAAGAAGAACUUAAGGUAAUGUGAGGGUACAAAUGUUGUUAGUGUCUUCGUACACAAUACUGUACUGUUGAUUGUGAUGUGUUUUUUUUUUUUUUUGAUACAUUAACAGUUUUUCAGCCUUUGGAUUUGGAAGUAGGAAGCACACUAAUUCCUUGUGGUUGUCAUUCUCCUUGAAACCAGUCACUACUUCAGCUCGAAUCAGAACCUGUGCAGUUUAUAUUUUUAAAAAUACAUUGUUGAAAUUGCUGUCGUGGGACAUGGAGGAAAAAAAAGCUUUCAAUUACCUUUUUUUGUCUGCACUGCGUACUGGAAUUGGAGUCGAACGGCUGCUGGAUGCAUAACCUGUAAGUUUUAAAAAAAUACAUGCGAUUACUCAAGAAUACUUUUUAUUUUAUUUAUUUUUACAAGGGUAAAAAAAACCAUUACCUUUCCUGUUCACAAUCCUAAAAGACGUUCGACUCGCGGGUGUUGAAUUCCUGCAAGAUGGACGAAAUGGAAAAUUCAAAUUGGUACUGGCAACAGAUGUGACCGUAUUUUCACGACCAUAAGGCUCACUUAAAAGUCUUAAAUUUUCUCCAAAAUGGACGGGGCUCCUUAUAAUGCGGCACGCCUUGUGUGCACCGAGUUCCAAAAUCUGUAAAUGUUGUUGUGUGAGCGCUCCGCUUGACUGACUGGGAGCAUUUCCUGCCGACACGCUGCUUAUAAGAGGAAAGGCGGACGUGACUGAGUACAGCAUGCGGACGUAAAGGGGGAAGGGUGUGCGUGACAGAGGAUGCUAAAGGCACGCCCCCAGUAGGUUUAUAGCGCCGGUAUGUGCAUUGUGCAAAACAUCGGUUUGGCUAAGGACCCCCGAAAAUGGCACCUACGAAGAGACACUCUUACGAAGCACAGUUUAAACUGCAAGUUGUCAGUUACGCGGAGGAAUAUGGGAAUCGAGCAGCCGGGAGAGAAUUCAAGAUCAACGAAUCCAUGGUUCGCAAUUGGAGGAAGUGGAAAAAGAGCUUCGCCAAGUCAAGAAGACGAAGCUGAGUUUCCGCGGAAACAGGGUGAGGUGGCCCGAGCAAUGGAUUAAUGAGCCGGGAGAAGCGUCUCUACAGUCACCAUUCGACUGAGGGCAAUAAUGCUUGCAGAAGAAAUUAAAAUCGAACAUUUUCAAGGAGGUCCGUCUUGGUGCUUUCUUUUUAUGAAACGGCGCCAUCUCUCCAUCCGGGCCAGGACUACCGUGGCGCAGCAAGCUCCGGCAGAUUACAAGGAAAAGCUGGCCAUCUUCCGCUCCUACUGCAGUAAAAAGAUUGCCGACAAACACAUCCAGCCCAACCACAUCACCAACAUGGACGAGGUGCCGCUCACUUUCGAGAUUCCGGUGAACCACACUGUAGAGAAGGAGACCACCACGGUAACGAUACGCACAACGGGGCACAAGAAGUCGGCUUUUACUGUUGUGCUUGGUUGCCAUGGUAAUGGACAGAAACUGCCACCUAUGGUGAUUAUUUUUAAGAGGAAGACGCUGCCUGAAGAAAAAGUUUCCAGCCGAAGUCAUCGUUAAGGCCAAUCAAAAGGGCUGAAUGGACGAGGAGAAAAUGAGAGAGUGGCUGAGUGAGGUGUACGUACAGAGACCGGAUGGUUUUUUCCACACGUCACCGCCGUCCCUGUUGAUCUGUGACUCAUCUCACAGCCGCUGUGAAAAACCAAGUGCAACUAAGACUGGGAGGCAACGCCGGGCGAGUUACGCCACCAUAUGUGAAUGGAUUGUGGAUGCUUGGGCUAAGGUAUCUGCUUUGACUGUUGUCCAAGCUUUCGCGGCAACGAGACUGACUCUGACAAUGACGAGAGGGAACCCGGCGUGUUUGAUGGAGAACUUGCCCAGCUGUUCAUUUCGGAUACAGAAGAUGAGGACUUUGAUGGAUUUGUGGAUGAGGAUUGAUCAAAUAAACUACCUGGCGAAGCACGGCCGACUGAGUGAGCUGGAGGCCAGGAGGAAGUUCUGGCAGAUCUUGUUGGCGGUGGAAUAUUGUCACAACCACAAAAUUGUGCACCGGGACUUGAAGGCAGAAAAUCUACUGCUGGAUGGCCACAUGAACAUCAAAAUUGCAGACUUUGGAUUUGGGAACUUCUUCCAGCCCGGCGAGGCGCUGGCCACAUGGUGUGGUAGCCCUCCGUAUGCUGCUCCCGAGGUCUUCGAGGGCCAACAAUAUGAAGGCCCGCAACUGGACAUCUGGAGUAUGGGGGUGGUGCUAUAUGUGUUGGUCUGUGGUGCCUUGCCUUUCGACGGGCCCACUUUGCCCGUGCUCCGACAGCGAGUCCUGGAAGGAAGGUUUCGCAUCCCCUACUUCAUGACUGAAGACUGCGAGCAUCUGAUCCGCAGGAUGUUGGUCCUGGAUCCGUCAAAGCGUUUGUCCGUGGCGCAGAUCAAAGAGCACAAGUGGAUGGCAUUAGAUAUUCCGGUGCAGCGACCAGUUCUGUACCAGCAACCUGUUUCUGCUGAGGGUGAGACGGGCGUGGGGGAGUACAGCGAGCAGGUUCUCCGUUUGAUGCACAGCCUUGGCAUCGACCAGCACAAGACUGUAGAGUCUCUGCAGAACAAAAGCUACAACCACUUUGCCGCCAUCUACUACCUGCUGGUGGAGCGGCUAAAGGCCCAUCGCUGCAGCUUCCCGGUGGAACAGAGGCUGGAUGCACGUCAACGCCGGCCCAGCACUAUUGCUGAACAGACUGUCAUCAAGUCGACUAGCAGUUCGGCCCAGGUGGGCUUGCUCCCACAAGGGGUCCGUCUGCUGCGAUCCCCUGCAGUUUCCCAAGCCACCUCUGAUGCGUUCACCUUCGCCCAGCCUGCGUGCGCCCUGGAGCAGAAUUUCAUGCCUGAGGACGUCAACACGCCUAAAGUAAACGGCUGCCUUCUGGACCCCCUGCCUCCCAUCACUGUGCUCCGCAAGUCCUCCACCUCAUCUCCUAGCAACAUGAUGGAGAUGUCGAUUGAUGAGGGCAUUGAGACCGAAGAGCCCGACACUGAGGAGGAUGCGCCCCACAUGCUCUUGGCCUAUCAGACCGCUCGUUUUGGCCAGAGGCGACACACCCUCUCUGAGGUUACUAACCAGCCAGGAACGUCAAACCAGGGUAAACUGUUCGCUCUGGGUCACAACCCCUCCACGAGCAGCAUGGACUCUGACAUGGGCUACGACAUGGGGUCGAUGCAAAGUGACCUCGGUCUUCUUGAGGACCCCCCAUUGCUCAGUGAACUGGUGCUGGCCAACAGCACGGCCUCCCGCGUCCCCCCUACGUCAUUCCUGAGCGCCCGACCAGCCAACCCAGCAAUGGCCACCCUGACCUCGCAGCACAGGGACACCCACAACCGUUCACCCAUCAGCUUCAGAGAAGGACGCCGUGCCUCUGACACCUCACUGACACAAGGUCUGGUUGCCUUUCGACAGCAUCUCCAGAACCUGGCGAGGACCAAAGGCAUCCUGGAGCUAAACAAAGUCCAGAUGCUGGUGGAGCAGAUGGGCUCCGGGGAAGGGCCCGCCAUGGGCUUCCAUGGACCACAGCAUCAUUUGCACAACCUCUUGGAGACUGAGGCAACUAAGCAACAGGAGGGCCCGACUUUAUACCAAGGUGGGCCGCAGCCACCUCUCCUGUCCCGUAGGCAGAGUUUGGAGACUCAGUACCUCACCCAUCGGCUGCAGACUAGCGUUUUGGCAAACACUCCUGCAAGCUGCCAGAUGUUCUGUAAGGAGUCCCCCCGAAGUUUAGAGCAACAACUACAAGAACACCGACUGAACCAGAAGAGGAUGUACCUGCAACAGUCACAGGGUCUGGGCCUGCCGGUCUACUUCAAUCAGAUGCAGAUCGCUGAAGGGUCCUAUCCGGUGGGUGGCGUCCCACUGGACCCCGCUACCUCCCAGAACUCCCCCCAGGUGCCCCUGAUGUCUAGCGGCGGCCCGCAGCCUCAAUCACAGCAGGGGUCCUCGUCGCCAUACAGCCACCCCCACAGCCUGAGCCCCCUUCUGGAACCGGGAGAGGGCCCGCUUUACGACCCCUACAUGAGUCAUCACCACUACGCCCAGCACCUGCCCCCUGUCCCCCACCUUCAGCACCACCCCCUCCACCACCACCACCACCACCACCACCAAUCGCCUCAUGAAACCUCAGCUACCAGUCUCGGUUUCUGCUACCCUGUAGAGCAGCAGGCCCGGUGCCCCUCCACUGAAGCCCCGCCCCCAGGACAGUACAAGUUCCACCUUGACCUGGGCUCGCUCCCCCCUCCCGCCAUAGGAGAGUCGGCGGGGUCGGGGGCCUCGGGCGAGCCGGCCCGGCCCGAGGGUCUGGUUCUGGCGGAGCUACAGAGCCCGCUCCUGGACAGCGAGAUGAUGGAGACGGUGGACUCCCAGCAAGGCUUUGUGCUGGUCAACUGAAGCCUCGCAAGGGGCCGGAUUGAAGCAGUAUUGAGCACGGAGAGCCUGAGCAGCGUUCAGCGCCCACAGAGAGAUUUGGAGACACAAGCAUAGCAAUGGGGAAAACGCAGACUUUCAUACAACCAACGAAAACUGAAUUUCGUAGUUGGGAUGAACCUCUGAGAACCUUUCGUACCAAAAUCCCUCCCUUAGCUGACCUCCUUUUCCUCCCUCUCCUCCUCCUCCGCAUUGGACGAGCGAGGAGCGGGCCAACACGCCGACGCGGUCGCAACUCGUGGCGAGGAGGCUCCAGUGGCCGCUCUCGUGCCACUUGUGAGACGACAUGAUGCUGAUAAGGUGUUGAGGACGACUGGAGCAUUUCACACAGAAGUGGUUUGGAACUAGUGAACUGUUUUGGGACUGACUGCCAAUCAAAAGCACAAAAUGGAUGACAGGAUGGCAAGUCGAUUGAGGAUUUUGACAAUAUUUUUAAUUUGCAGCUUAAGGUCCAUGUACUAGUUGGACAACCACAUUACUAGUGAGGCAACGCUGUUCACUUGUUACAUCUGUGCACUACUAGUACUACUAGUGACUUGCUGGAAAACUGGUAGAAUUGUUUUAUUUCAGUAGUAGUACUAGUAACACACCAUUGUCAAAAGGCUUGCUUGCCCUAAAGCCAUAUAAGCAUUUAUUCGCAGUGGGCUAGUUUCCCUUUAUAAUUCCGCAUACUAGUUAGAUAUUAAAUAAAUGCAAUGUUGCUGCAUUUAGUCAAGAUCCUUGAUAUCUAGCCUAAGCCAUGAAUUUACCCUAUUUAUCCUCACUAUUAGGACAAAUUCAUGUUACUUGUGACGAACAACUGCACUGGUUGACAGCUGCAUACUACUAGAACUAGUGAAUAGCUAGAUUUUGAACUAGUCAAAUUGAAUUAUUUCACUAGUGAUAUCAGGGCGGAGUUGUCGAGUGCACAGUUUUGCCUCACCAUUAACACGUAGUUGUCUUACUCGUAAGGCUGCAACUAACAAUCAUUUUAAAAUAUUUUAACAAUCAUUUAAUGUUGAUUACUUGUUUUGAUUAAUUGAUGAAUUUGAUUUUUUUUUAAACAAAUUUUUAAUUUCCAUCCCUUUAUUCAAAAACAGGACAUUGUUUUAAAUUGACAAUGCAGAAAAUACACAAACAAACAAACAAACAAAAAAUUAUAAUUGUUACUAGUUUGGUCGAUAGAAUUUCAGAAAAUAGGCAAAAAUAUUCGUUUGCCAAAGUAAAAGCAGAUGUUUGCAAAUGUCUUAUUUUGAUUCAACACAAAUAUAAUCAGUCUGCUUUCAUGGAGGACCACAAAAAUCUGAGAGCAUUUAGUGUUGAUAGGCUGAAAUUCUGAGGUUUUGGACAAUUUUAAGUUAACAAGGUCCCUAAACGAUUAAUCAAUGAUCAAAAUCGUUCUCGAUUAAUGUGUUAAUCGAUAUUUGGAGUUGUGUUACUAGUGAGGACAAAGCGCGUACUAUUACAUGGACCUUAGGUUGGAUAUCAUGGACAUCAAAUAAGUAGUCAAACGGCUUUAUGGCAAGCUGUUUGAGCAGUUUAUUCACAGCACAGUAGUUUUCAUUCAUAGUUCAUCGCACUAGUGGAUAUCGACUAAAUGCUCUAAAUCCUACGAAUGUCGUCCUAUUCGUGAAGGCUAAGAGAGUACUAGUGCGUGGACCUUAAAUUGAAUAUCAAGGAUAUGGACUAAUUGCUCAAACAGCUUUCCAUAGGUGGUGGUGUUCUGCUAAAACAGCACCGGUGAGUACUUUUUUAGUGUGAAGAGAACGCAAUGGCCCUCAUUUAUCGUGAAGCCCAGUUUCGAGUGUUUCAGGUGUCACUUUGCACACGAGCAGGUUGUACAGUGGCGGGCACAAUGGUCGGAUUGAUCACUUGCAACACUAACAAUAAGGACACACAAUAUUUUUGACAAGUCGAUGAGCUAAAUGAGACUACACACACACACGUGACACAUUUCUCUCGUCAGUGUUUCCUUUGUAACUACUGAACUAACACUACUGAAAGGCUUCUCCACCUUCAAAGUCCAGGAGCGCUUGAUUCAUGGCUCAUGCUAAAUGAGGGCUCCCCAAAGGAAUGUUUGGUGACAACAACUUAUUCUUCUACCUUUUUGUGGCAAUAUUGAAGCAAUAUUAAUUCUCUGUGAUGAUGGUGAUGAUGCUGCACCUCAUCUGUCCGGCCCACUCGCAUAUGAUUGGUCACACGGAGCUGAUAACAUCAGCAGGAGCGCAGAUGUGAGUGCGUUUUCUUUGUUUGUUUUGCACAAGUCAGAAAGAAUGUCACGUGACAGACAAGCACGAGAAGCUUUCUCGUGAACGAAUGUAACGGAUGACGCCACACGUGACCACUUUUGGGACCGACGGCAAAGGCGGCCGCGGCACGAGACACAGUCUGUUUUGUUUUUGUUUUUUUUUGUAUUAGCAGCACUCAGACUGUGAUGAAUCAAGUUGAAGUAUCUUCCCGACACAACGCUGACAUUUAAAGUAUGUGUGUGUGUGUGUGGUCAAAUCAAAUGGAAAAGUGGUGUGUCUAAUAACGACACUGACCAUAGGAACAGUGACAGAAAGGUCAACUCCAUCAUUAAGACCAUUCACAUUUUCCUAUUAUCUAGCUGUCAAUAGCAGUAGCAGACAGCCCUUAUUUACCAAGGGCUAUUGAGGCCAAGCUGAAAAGAAGAAAAACAUAUAGAGAAAAAUAUCUCAGGUGGAGGGAAGUUGCAAAUUGAGUUGAAUUCAUAAGAUUCUUAGGGUAAAUAAUAGGAAUAAAGUCAUGAUGUAACGACAAAAAAAGUGUAAUUUCACACAACGUCGUAAAGUUACAAGGAGGAGAGUAAAGCGACUAGUUAGCAAUUCAGAAUCCUUAUUUUUACUGUAACAUGGCAUUUAAGAAUGUAAUAUUACUAGAAAAAAGUCAAUUUUACAAGAAAAGUCGAAAUAGUCAAAUUAAAAAGCUGUAAUGUACAAGGAGAGACUAGAGAGAGGAAUAAAGUUGUAAUUUUACACAAAAGAAGUGGUUUUGUGGUAAUGAAAUUGUCAAAUGGGAAUAGUUGUCACUUUAGACCCAAAAAAAACUAAUUUUAAAAGUUUUCAUUUUUAGAGAAGAAAGUUGCAAUAUAACAAAAGUCUUACAGGAAUAAAAUUGUUCAAACUGGAAUAACGUCAUAAUGUCACAAGAAAGCGACAGAAAUGAUAAGUUUGUGAUAAAAAGCCAUUAUUUUGCGAGUAAAUUGUCAUUUUCAAACUGGAAAUACUACUGGAAAAAAGUAAUUUUAGAAGAAAAUUCAAAAUAGCACUUCGCAAAUUGUAUGCAAUGUACAAGGAAGAGAAUAAAGCCAUAAUUUGCUAAUUAAAAAGUUUUGUAUGAGAAUAAAGUUGUAUUUUUACACAAAUAGUCAUUCAUGUUACUAAGCAGAGCUUAGUCGUAAGCAUGUGAUUAAAAAGUCGUAGUUUUGCCAGAAUGAAGUUGUCAUUCAACGGGAAUACUCCUAAUUUUACUGGGCUAAAGUUGUCCUUUAACGAGAAUAGUUAUAAUUUUACAAAAUAAAAUGUGUGACUAUGAGAAUAGUUGUGAUCUUUAGAGAAGUCGGAAUGUUACAAGAAAACAGACGUUUUUUGAAAAAAGUUGCAAUUAGUACACGUUAUUGUAGUGUGUAGCACGUUACCACUGUUCUAGUUAGCUUAUGACAAUUGUAAAGUUACAAAUUUCCUUUCACUCUUUACAAUUUCAACUUUGUCAUCACAUUCCCAAUUUUUUUCUUUAAAAAAUGCUACUUUAUUUUCCUUGUAAGAUUACAGUUUCGACAUUUACCUGUUAAAAUUACAACUUCGUUGUCACAUUAAGACUACUUUUGUAUAAUUAGGACAAAUUCUCUGAAAAAACUGACUCUUGUGCCUUUACAAUUUUUACAUUCACUGGUUAGAGUUACAACUUCGUCAACAUGUUGCCACUAUUCUUGUUAAAUUAUAACUCUUGUAAUAUCACAAUUUGGGCAGUCACUUGUUAAUAGUACAACUUUAUCAUCACCAUUUGCAUAAAAUUAGGUCUCUUAAUAUUGCGACUAUUCUUCGGCUAACGUUUCAAUUUUGACAUGCACUCAUUAAAAUUUGAAGUUUUUCCUCACAUUAAGACUUUGGUCAUAAAAUUGGGAAAUUUCUCUAUAAAUUGUGACUAUAGUAAUGUUACAAGUUUGACAUUACCACUGUUCUCGUAAAAUUACAACUUUUGUUCUUGGGAAAAUUACAAUUAUUGAAAUGUUGCAAUUUUGACAUUCACUCGUUAAAAUUACAGCUUUGUCCAGCUAUAGUACGACUAAUCUCAUGAAAUUCUUUUUAUCAGAUAAAUGCAACUAUUUUCCUUGUAACAUUACCAUUUUGACAUGCACUCAUUCAAAUCACAACUUUCCACUAUUCUUGUAAAAUUCCGAAUUUUGUAACACUACAAUUUUACUGGUCACAAUUUCAGUUUCAUUGUCAUCACAUGCCGACAUUUUUCUUCUAAAAAUGAAUACGACUGCUUCCUUGUAAGAUUACAAUUUUGACAUUCACUCAAUGAAUUACAGCGUCAUUGUAAUAAUGACUUUUUCUUACAUUGACUUUAUUGUUGUAAAAUUACAUCUUUCUGAAUUUCUUUUCCGUUUUAGAUUGGCCUUAAUAUUAAUUGGUACCUAUUCGCAAGAAAUAGUGUAUGUGAUUUGUCUGUUUAAAAAAACAGUCUCCGCAUCAAACUGAGACCCUGUAUAUUUUUAGUUUUCCAUCAAUUGACUAUGAAACUAUAACAAGUAUAUUUUCUCGUAAUCCUGAGUGAAACUCUCAUUUUCUUACCUCACAUUGCCAUCGUGUGACGGUCAAAAUUGGACAUGCCAGCAAUAAUAGCAACGCACUCCGCGGUCCACAAGGCAUUGCAGCCAUAAGAGAGACAAAAAGUUUUGUGAAGGACUCAAAUGUUGUUUUCAUAUUAUUUUCUGGUGGCUCCAGUGUACUGGACAGAGAUGUAGUAAGAGUGGAGGAGGACAUGAACUCACAUUUGUUAGAAAAAGUCUACAAAUUAGUGUUAAUUAGAGCAAGCUUGUAGGGGUUUGAAUUCUGUGUGCCUUUUACUUUUCACAUUUCAAUGAUGGUGAUUUAUCAUGGUUAGUAUUCGUUUUGUUCACCCAAGCCACCCCCACCCCACCCACCACCAAGUGAGUAGAAGCAGAUUUUACAAAGGUACAAAAACCAAAGUCCCUCCAUCCUAGUGACUUAAUCAAUGUUGUUUGUUUUUCUUUUACUUGUUGGCCCAGUGUCAAAAGUAUUCUAGCAAUAUAUUUGUGUAUAGGUGAAGACUGAAGUCAUAAGGAGAGUAGUAGUGGAUAUAGUACAUUCAUUUCACACACAGUCACACUCAACUCCCUGCUGAUGAAACACAACAAUAUGAAAUAGACUUUUCUAUAUUUCCCCUCAUGGUUGUCGACCACACAUAAGCUAACUUGCUGUUGAGAUUAAAAAAAAGGUUACUGAACA